AUUAUUUCAUUGCUGACUUUUAAUUUUUUAUGCAAAAGAGACGAAAAUUGUACACAUGCAAACUUGCAAAACGUACGUUCCAAGUGUUUCUCAACUAGCUUUGGGAUACUGUACAAAAAUAGCCAUCUUCUCCAUAUUUCAGUGAAACAACUUUUGAAAAUGAAUAUUCCUAAACUUUUCAAACCUCAAUCCUCUUCAGUUUGUAUUUUUCAUUUGUUUCUUUUAAUCGUAGGUUUAUCAAUUGGUCUUGUAUCUGCUUUAUGCCUCAAAAGCUUCUUCUUCACCAUUCCAGCUUUCCCAUUCCUGUUUUCUCCUUCAAUUUCAAAACUAUCCUUGCCAACGCCGCCGCCGCUGCCACCACCACGACCACUAUCACCACCUCCGCUCGGUCCUCCGACAGCAGUCAUGCAUAAUAUGACCGACGAAGAGCUGUUGAAGAAAUCAUCAUUGGUUCCACAAAGUCAAGAGUUACUUGUUCCUAAAGUGGCGUUCAUGUUCUUGACACCAGGGUCUCUGCCUCUGGCUCCUUUAUGGGACAAGUUUUUUAAAGGUCAUGAAGGACUUUACUCCAUUUACGUUCACUCUCAUCCUUCUUACAACGAUUCAACGCCUGAGAAUUCUGUUUUUUAUGGCAGAAGAAUUCCAAGCCAGCCUGUGUACUGGGGAACUAUAUCAAUGAUUGAUGCUGAAAGAAGGCUAUUAGCUAAUGCCCUACUUGACUUCUCCAAUCAAAGAUUUGUAUUACUCUCUGAUUCAUGCAUUCCCCUUUUCAACUUCACUACAAUCUACAAAUACCUAACAGAAACAAAUCUAAGCUUUCUCGGGUCAUUCGACGAUCCUCGAAAACCGGGUCGAGGUCGAUACAAUCGCCAAAUGUGGCCAACGAUUAGCAUCGAACAGUGGCGGAAAGGCUCCCAAUGGUUCGAGAUCCAUCGUGAUCUCGCUGUUAAAAUUGUAUCUGACCAAAAAUAUUACCAAGUUUUUCAUGAGGAUUAUACUGAGCUACUUACUGAAUGUUUAAGUGAAUCAACUUCCUUGUCCACACGCACUAGCAAUGUUAGCAACAUUGAAGGCAACAAAUCAAAAUGGAGUUUGCUAGAAGACGCGACUACUAACUGUACUUGCACCAAAUCAAAAGAAAAGUUCUGGACGCUUUACUUAGAAGAGAAAGAAGUCAGCAUGUCCAUUGAAGUAGUUAAUGUUUGUGACCUAGUUUGUGAGGAUUACUUUAUGCUUGCUUAA
Messenger RNA from Olea europaea var. sylvestris, 1242 nucleotides. RefSeq lists its product as uncharacterized. Lineage: Eukaryota; Viridiplantae; Streptophyta; Magnoliopsida; Lamiales; Oleaceae. Gene Ontology annotation, molecular function: glycosyltransferase activity. Gene Ontology annotation, cellular component: membrane. The record is from RefSeq and is a predicted model, not a curated record. The transcript has 7 exons. Bases 160 to 1242 code for a protein of 360 amino acids.